CAGUAGUUCCAAACUAGCAUAUAUCAUAUCUGCCAUUAUCGCCGAAGGGAACCUAUCUAUCUAAGUAGCAAGGGUACUUAUCGUCGUGCAUGAUCUGUCACACUGGAUAGCUCUCGACAGCCACCAAGGAUUGGAUUCUCAGAGCAUAGCAACAAAAGCAACGCAAGCAAGCAAGCAAGCAAACAUCAGGCUACCACGGCAUGAACGAUAUUUGGCAUUAUUUGAACGGGCAUUAUUAUUGCACGGAGGUUUCUAGAGCAACAGGUUCGCGACUUCGAUCUGGAACAAAAGGAGAGAUCACAUCUCGCCCGAGUCCGACAGGUCGUGCAUGCAUAUGCACGUGCAGGGCCAUGCGAGGAAUCAGAUCCUGCCAGGUGGUUCACAACCGGACUUAAGCGAACCAGUGCGCCAUGUCAGCCUUCGGAGUAGGGGGGACAUGAUCAGCCCUCUGCAGGGGCAGCGCGGAUCAGUGGCGCUACCUAUGCAUUCGACCGGCCCUGGUACGAUGGUACGCAUCAAAGGCCCGGCGAGCCCCUGUGCUAGUUCUGCAGGGUUGUGGCGAUUAGCGACAUUGGGAUGGUGGAUACAUCACAUUGUGACAUCCUUAGGCUGUGCUGGAGAGGGUUUGCAACGAACCAUUAGUGAGAGUGGCAGUGACAACGGCGCUAUCAGUCUCGAACCCCGUGGAGACCGUCCAGAUGUCAAGCUGUCGUGCAUGACGCCUGGGCGACAAGGGAAGAGAUAUCGCGCCAUGGCUGCAUCAGGAACCCUUGUCUGCACUCUGCAGAGUUGAUAGAUCGUGUGUUUUGACGUUGACUGACAACGUUUCUACUGACUUGUAAAUCAGGCCUAUGA
Molecule: messenger RNA, 855 nt
Organism: Aspergillus sclerotioniger CBS 115572
Lineage: Eukaryota; Fungi; Ascomycota; Eurotiomycetes; Eurotiales; Aspergillaceae
Exons: 1
Coding region: 329-793 (154 amino acids)
Source: RefSeq, a predicted model, not a curated record